UCUGGUAACUCUGAAUGGUGAUUUUGGAUGUGGAACAAUGAACAACAGCCCCAAGGAUUCGUACCGCGGUGGAGGAGGCCCGGGCCUCCCGGACGGCGGUGCAUCGGCUGGCGUGGCGAUCAGCAUUGAGAGCGAUGACAAUGAGUCCACGACGGCGGAGCACGACUACCUGCUGCCCGCCGCUUCGUCGUCAGUGACCUCUGGAGUUGGCGUUGGUGGCGGGGGAGGAGGAGGCGCAGGUGUUUCUGGGGGUUCGGGCAACACCAGCAUCAAUCUGGAGCACAGCCACGUACCCACAGCCAGGAGCAGCAGUCUGAGUGGCGGCAACGCCCGCCACGGCAACAUUCUGUCCACCUUCUUGGCCCGACAGCGAUCUUAUACGCCUGCGAGCAACAGUAGUUCCCCGAUUAGAGUAACCACACAGAUGAAUCGCCGUUUGCAACAGUCGCGCAGCAUGGGCGCCAACACUGGCGGCAGUUUGGAGGAGCCACCUAGCAACGGAUCAGCUACCGGCGGACCAGGUGCCUCACCCUCAACGGCUGCAGGUGUUCGGCAGUUGGGCUUUUGGCGCGUCAACCUCAACGAUGUCUUCUCCCUGUCCACGGCCCCUUCGACGGAGGCCCUGCGCUCCUUUAUUACACAUUCCAAUUUCCGGUAUCCACCCGCUGCUGCAGCAACAGGAGCUCAACCAGCAGCUGCCGCCAAUCCCGUAGACAAUUCGCACAUACUGCUCGGCCCACAGCAGCAGCAGCCAUCGUUGGCGGAACCAGCCAGUCCGCAGCGAUACAGCCGCGUGGGAAGCGGAUCUGCACCCAGUGCCACUGGAGUCAUGGGCAGGAGCAUCUCACUGCGCGAGGGAGAGAUGCGGCACAAUCACGGCCUUAACGGAGGACGACACAAUGCCAGUGUCAUAGGGCUGCACAGCAAUCCCGUGGCCUUCGAGGAGCAUGAACUCAAUGAUAGUCUGGACCUGGGCGAGGGAAACGAUAUCGGCGAGAACGGAGGAGGUGGCAAUGGCCAGAUAGACCCGCCAGAGAACCCGCCAGAAGAUGAACACCUCAUCUCCGAUGACAUGGUGGUGCAGAUCCUCAGCCAUUUUGUACGCUAUCUGCCGCUAAUCUUCAUAUUGUUCAUCAAGUUUAUACACGACCACCUGCUGGGCAUUGUGGAUCUUCUGGUGCUUCAGACAGUGAUGUACAAUAUUAAUCGUUCGGUGCGCAAUCAGGUGGCCCGGCUGGCCCAAAAGAACUACGCUGUAAUGACAAGGGAUGUCUGCCUUAUUGUGGUGGUGGUCGCAGUGCGUCUGUUCCUGGCCACUGCGCCGCCAGAUCCUUUGGGUCUCAUUGUGCCGCCGCCGUUUAAAUACAUUACCCUCGAGUUCACCGGGCUGCCUUACCACACGAUCGCCGAGGGAGACAGGAUGAUGACCGACAAUCCCACGACGUCAAAGGAAACCAUCAAAGCGUCCAUCUCAAAUGAUACGUAUUCAGCCCUUAAAGUUAUUCCGCUGGGCAUGUUACUUUACUAUAUUGCUGUGAGCGAUCUCAUAAUCAAGCUGCUGACAAUGCUGGUCAAAAUAUUUAUUACCAUGCUGCCGCACCAUCUGAUGAGACACAAAGUGCGGGCCCGACUUUAUGUGCUGGUGGAGUACACAUCUCAGUUCUACAGGGCGCUGACACCCAUAUCCCAGUGGUUCCUGUUUUUAUACGAGUCCUAUUCGGGUCUGGAAGUAGUCUCCGGAGGACUCUUCUCCGCCCUCUACCUGGGCGCCAAGAUAUUUGAGCUGGUGGAGCGCGGCAAGUCGCUUAAAAAAUCGAUUGUGACCUUCAGGAAAAAUAUUGACUCUGAGCGACCGCCGACCAAGGACGAGAUGGAUGCCGCGGGAGCCCUCUGUCCCAUUUGCCAUGACGCCUUCAACACGCCCACCGUGCUGGAGUGCGGCCACAUCUUCUGUGAUGAGUGCGUCCAGACCUGGUUCAAACGCGAACAGACCUGCCCGAUGUGCCGGGCGAAGGUCAGCGACGAUCCCGCCUGGCAGGACGGCAGCACCACCUUCUUCCAUCAGUUGUACUAGCUGCGCCACCAAAGAAAUUUUCCACGGAUUUCGCGUGUACAUAUAUGUAGUCGCUAGCUAGCCUUUUGUUUAAUUAAACUGACAGUUAUUAAUUAUUACUACAAGACAAA
Drosophila ficusphila is the source of this 2184-nucleotide messenger RNA. RefSeq lists its product as uncharacterized. Bases 38 to 2074 code for a protein of 678 amino acids. Gene Ontology annotation, biological process: positive regulation of ERAD pathway. Gene Ontology annotation, molecular function: ubiquitin protein ligase activity. NCBI's taxonomy places the organism in Eukaryota, Metazoa, Arthropoda, Insecta, Diptera, Drosophilidae. The record is from RefSeq and is a predicted model, not a curated record. The transcript is spliced from 3 exons.